AUGUUUAGAACGUGUUAUGCUUUUGAAGCAAAGUUCCAACAGUCAAUUUCAUUUUCGGCUAAUGACUAUCUCCUUGGUCUUCGCAAGGAAAAUGACCACUGGUUGUUCGUUUAUCACGUCGACGGAAGGCUGGGUGCUGUUCCCAUUAACUAUGUUGAAAAGUCAGAGGCAAAACCAGCUAAUGAGGUGUCUAAAAUCAUUGAAUCUGCAUUGGUCGCAAUAGCUGAAAAGGAUAUCUACGAUAAGUUCUCGAUAAUAAAGUCAGUCUACUCCCGAACUCAGGACUGGAAGGGCCUCCAGAAACACGUCAGAAGUCUGGAAAACAAAAUGAAGGAUCAGCAGGAAAAUAGUUGGCCUUUGGUUGAGGACGAUGCGACUGUUAUCAAUGAUUUGGAUUUGCUCACUACGCUUAUUUGUAAUGCAAGCGCGGACAUGGUGCGAACAUUCCUGUCUGAUGAUCGGCUUCCCGUGAUACUAAGUUACCUUUAUCAAAGGGAGAAAAGAGCUGUCGUUCGACGGUUCUACCUGUUGAUUUCAGUGGCUACUUGCCACAUUCAGCCCACAAUCUGGUCCGUCUAUCUGGAUUCGGGGCUCCCGAUGGAAGUUAUUCGUGAGCUCAAAUCUUCCGAGAUUUGCCAGCUGGAUUUGAUUCUGAAUUUUCGUGUGCUAACAGUGCUGUUCGCGAGAAGCGGCAGUCUUCCGGUAAAUCUUUACAGUAAGUUCAAGCAAGAGCAAGUGACCCAUGAGGACAUGGGGAGAGGAGAGAGGCUUUGUGCCACCGGUGCUCACUUGGAUACCUUUUUUGUAGAUGAACUGGAUGAGUCGUUCUUCGGUCACAUUUUUGCAAUGAUUUCGAGGCCUAAGGUUCUCGGCCCACCUCCCUCAGGCGAUUUCACUUCCGUCAAGGCGAAAACAUCCCUCGUUGAUACACUGGCGGAGCUCCACUUAACCGACGGCGACGCGCCACCACCAACUCGGAGCGACAUUAGCGGUAACACGACGCCCUCGGAACUCCUUCUUGAUUCCUUUGUUCGGUUGGUGUGCGCCGCGAAUCGGCACUUUUGCGCUUCGCCUUCCGCUCCUAUGACGCCGAUCCUGAAGACCAUGCUCAACAAUCAUAACGCUACAGGCUCUCUAAUCGAACGUCUUCUCCACCUUUUCAAUCGUGGUGGUGAGUCGUUUGCUAUGAAGGGGAAAGCGUUUCCGAAACCCUCGGCAUGUUUUGGCUAUUUCGUCAUCUCUAACUGGAAUAAUCCAUCCUGCUUGAUUUUUCUAUCUAACCGUUUAGUCGACCCGCUCGAUGUGGACGGGGUGGCGUUUGUGCGGCAAUUUCGUCGCGCCCUACACACAGGCCUCGAUGACGCCUCUCAGCUAUACGAUGCCACUGCGCCCUAUCAAGACACCUCUGCCAGUCCAGAUCCAUACCGUUCUGCCAAAUCCUACGACUCGCUGUCACUUCAUAAUGGUGCUAGCGAAGUCGGGACCAGCUGUAGUGAUGAGUACAGCAGCGAUGUGGAUGAGGAGCCGAGGUCUGUUUGCUCCAAGCGGGGUGCGUCACCUCAAGCGAACCUCACCGAAGCCACACUCCAUCUCGACCCCGAUACUCCACGCAACGCGGCUCGCAAACUGAUUGCUGACAUUUUUUCCGACUCCAAAACGGCAAAACUCGUCUACUGCAACGACGUCGAGGUUGUGGUUGAUGUCAUCAUCAGACACUUAUGCGACCUGCCCGCCAGCUCACCAGUAUGUCAUCCCUACUACCUCUGUUGUGAAUGUUCGUCGCCAGACUUGCCCGAGUUCAUUUACUGCUUGGACAAGGUGAUUCGCAAUUCGGACUACAUGUCGCGUGUCAGUGGUCCCUACCGAUUGCAGGACCUUACUGAAGCUCUUCUUGGUGUUGAGGGCAGUGCUGGUGGCUGUGACGCGUCGAAAUUCCGCGACUUUACAACCCCACGGUCCUUGCGCCUGGCCAACGGCGUCCUCAGUUUGCUUCGAAGCACCAACGGAAGCCACAUUCACUGA
Molecule: messenger RNA, 2022 nt
Organism: Mesocestoides corti
Lineage: Eukaryota; Metazoa; Platyhelminthes; Cestoda; Cyclophyllidea; Mesocestoididae
Source: the annotation of a GenBank genome assembly